AUGUCUCAAAAAUUAGCAAAUGAUGAUACUAUUAUACCAUUAACAGAAACAACUGAAGAAUAUUCGUCAUUAACAUUAAAUAAUUUACCAUUUGAUAUUUUAUUUACAAUAUGUACAUAUUUAGAUUUACGGUCAUUAGUUCGUUUAUCAUCUACGUGUCGGUAUCUUUAUGAUAAAUGUUUACAUCCUUUACAAUUUCAAACGUUAAAUUUACAACCGUAUUGGUACGGUAUAACUAAUUAUUCAAUCGAUAAUUUUUUUAGUUUAAAAUGUACACAAAUAAAAUAUUUAUCAUUAGCUUGGACAAAAUCAAUUCAUUUAAAAUCUUUUACUCAAUUAUUAAAUACACAAAAAUUAAUUCAACUCAAUUUAGCUUGUUGUCAAUAUAUUAAUCGUGCAUACAUUGAUGUUAUUUCUAAACAAUGUCAACAAUUAGAAAUUAUUAAUUUAGAAAAUUGUUUUAGUUUGAUUAGUGAUGAUUUUAUAGCAUUAAAAAAUUUAAAAAAUUUAAAAUCUAUCAAUUUUUAUCGUACAAAAAUUGAUCAUCGUACAUUAAUACCAUUGAUAAAAAAUAAUUAUUUACAUUUAGAAUAUGUAAAUUUAGGUGCUUGUCAACAAUUAAGUGAAACUGAUUAUAUUGUUAAAUUAUUAUUUUCAAAAUGUUUACAAUUAAAAGCAUUAGAUUUAUGGCGUGCCCAUGGUCUAUCACAAAAUGGUUUUCUAUCAAUUAUUGGUGAACGAGUAAAUGUUGAUGAAGAAAAACAAAAUCCACAUGAUGGUAUUACAGAUGAAUUAUUGAACAAUUUAACAACAACUGUAUGUUGUUUAGAAAAUUUAAAAGAAUUAGAUUUUGGAUGGUGUGAUCUUCCACCAAAUUUUAUUCAAAAAUUUGUUAAAAAUUGUGGUAAAUCAUUAAUGAAAUUAUUUUUAACUGCAUGUCGUCGUAUAACAAAUGAUGAUAUGAUUGCCAUUGGUGAAUAUUGUCCACAAUUAAAACAAUUAGAUAUAUUAGGCUCAAGAAUUAUUAAUGAAGAAUCAAUUCAUUUAGUUUUAAAAAAAUGUACAAAUUUAGAAUUUUUAGAUUUAUCAUUUUGUGAUAAAAUUGAAUCAAAAACAAUUGAUAUGUGGAAUAAAAUGUAUAAACAAUGUAAAUCAAUUAAACGUAGUUAUUCGCCAAGAGAUCAAAUUGAUGAUAUUUAUACAGAAUUUGCUUAA
Messenger RNA from Didymodactylos carnosus, 1215 nucleotides. Lineage: Eukaryota; Metazoa; Rotifera; Eurotatoria; Philodinida; Philodinidae. The record is from the annotation of a GenBank genome assembly.